Molecule: messenger RNA, 2010 nt
Organism: Helobdella robusta
Lineage: Eukaryota; Metazoa; Annelida; Clitellata; Rhynchobdellida; Glossiphoniidae
Exons: 5
Coding region: 1-2010 (669 amino acids)
Biological process (GO): regulation of transcription by RNA polymerase II
Cellular component (GO): nucleus
Molecular function (GO): RNA polymerase II transcription regulatory region sequence-specific DNA binding; DNA-binding transcription factor activity, RNA polymerase II-specific
Source: RefSeq, a predicted model, not a curated record
AUGACUGAUAAAAUAUCAUGCCCCACAUUGAAUGUUGUACUAGUCAAAGCGAUCAGGGCAUUGUGCGAGGUCACAAUAAAAUUUGACCAUACACUUGAAAUUACAGGAAGUCUUCACAUCCGUUCUGAUGGUGACAAGGUGCUUACGUGCCUACUGAAUGAGGACUGCAUAAAAUCGCCUGCCUCUCCACAUCUCAAUGACAUCACUCUCAAAUUAAAUCUAGUGAAUGCUGCACUGGCACUCAACAACAUCGGCGUCAUACACAGCAACAACAAUGCCAACAACAGUAGCAACAAUUCACUCAGUCAAGUAACUAAUGAUUCGUUAAGAAAUUUAUCCCUGCAGCAGAACAUAUCUCUCAAAAAUCAGAACUUCUUUUCUGUUGAUGCCUUCACCUCCAGACCAUUAGCUGUGCUGUCCGUCUCGGAUACAAACAACAACGGCAACAAUGCAGCUAACAACGGCAACAACAAUCCCACAAACAUGUUGGCAUCUAAUGUUAAUCCAUUUAUCAUCAACCAGAUCAUAUCACCAGGGGACACCAACAACAACAACAAUGUGAUGACGACCGGCACCAACAACAGCAGUAACAACAAUGUCGGAAAGAUUUCAAAGAAUGCGAGAACUGCCGGCGGGGGCACGAGAUGCAAGAAGAGGGUAGACACUGUUGCAAGGACGCUGGCCAACAUUAAGAAUGCAUCUAACGAUCACCACCAACAACAACAGCAACAAGCUCUUGACUACAACAACCAGAUUGAUGCUCCCAUAAAACUUCCAGACAUACAAACUCUGGCACAUCGACUUCCCAGUUAUGAGGUUGCUACUGGUGACCUUGACACACAGGGACAAAAAUUCAAGGUCAAAUCUCCUGGAGCUGUUGCAAUGGUAGCAUUAAAACACUCCCCAUCCACAAUAAAAAAGGAAAACAAUGGGAACCAUCAAAUGGAGGACAGCAAGAUGGAUGCCAAACUCCUGAAUGCGACCUCACAGCAGCAGCAGCAACAGAAAGGUCAGAACAGAGUGAAGAAGUUUCAGUGCAUGUUUUGUGGCAUAUUCCUAUCUACGAAGUGCUACUUGAAGAAUCAUGUGAACGCCAUGCACACAAGACUCCAUGUCUACAAAUGUGACUUAUGUGAGCACAGUUUCUACUCGGCUGGUGCAAUGCGCAUCCACAAGCUGAGAAAUCAUUGGAUCGACUCGAAGAAACAUCGGUGCUCAGAGUGCAACGAAUCAUUUCUCCUGCCCAUUGAACUUCGCAAACAUAUCCAGAAAAGGCAUGCAAGCAUUGCUAACAACGUCAAUGUCGCUCUCACUGCUAUCAACAACAACAACAGUAACAAUAACAAUUUCAUAAACAACAGUAAUAAUAAUAAUUCUUUAAAUGCAAACAACACCAUAGGAAACAAUGUCUCUAUUAAUGAAGUAGCUGGAAGUUCAGGAAUUAAAAGUGGAUUUAAUGACAACAGUAAUAAUAUAAGCAAUAAUGGUUACAUGAAUGUCAGUGGUCCUGGCAACAACAACAACAACAACAAUACGAACAACACCAAUGACAAUGAUGGAUUCGAUUUCACAACAGCAGCCACAAGUAUGAACACUUACUCCCUGACAACUGACAACCACAGCAACAACAAUUUCCAUAAAAAUAUCAAUGAUUACCUGGCCAUGAAUGCUGGCAUCAUAAAUUACACAACAAUCAACAACAAUUUGGUUGAGGUCACAGAUUUCAACAACAACAGCAGCAUUAACAACAAUAACAACAUUGAUGGCAACAACAAUAACAUGAUUGAUCACAACAACAUUAGUAACAAGAAGGGAGCUGUUAACUUGACAAUGAAUUCUGACAAUCAGGUGUUGAAUGAUGUGGAGCAGAUGAAAAUUGAACCUCAGGAUCAACAGCACGAUUUGGUCAACAAGAAACGAAUCCUAUCCACAUCUGCCUCUGUAACUUCAUCACUGUCGUCGACAACAUCACUUCAGAAUUUUGCCUCUGAAAUUAAUGGGCCUUCCUAA